UGGAGUAAGUUGGUGUGACAGGCAGGAGCUUAAAUACAAGCCCAUGAGGAAGCUGAGCUGGUUUCUAAUGAUAGGGCAGCAGCAGCUGCUACAGCAGCAGUGAUAGUAGAAGGAGGUGAAGGUACCGAGAGCACCAUGAAUGCACAGGUGUUUCUGAGGCGUAAUUAGAUAGCUGUGAAGGAUAAAAUACACCUCUGCGUUUUCACCUGUGAACACGAUAGCACUGAGACAGAUAAUCCGAAGGCAAAAAGGAAGAGAUCGAUCAGUCACACCAAGAGACACCAAAGUUGAAAGUAUUUUUCUUCCUGUUUUGUUUUUCUCCUGUGUGCCACUACCAUGGUCAGGAAGCCUGUUGUGUCCACAAUCUCCAAUGGAGGUUACCUGCAGGGAAAUGCUAACGGAAGGCUGCCUGCCUUGGGCAGCAAAGAGUCACCUGGGCAGGAAAAAGUGAUGCUGAAGAAGAAAAUCACUUUACUGAGGGGAACCUCCAUCAUCAUUGGUACCAUCAUUGGCGCAGGAAUCUUCAUUUCCCCUAAGGGCGUGCUCCAGAACACGGGCAGCGUGGGCAUGUCUCUCGUUAUCUGGACGACCUGUGGGGUCCUUUCACUAUUUGGAGCUUUGUCCUAUGCUGAACUGGGAACAAGUAUAAAGAAAUCUGGUGGUCAUUACACAUAUAUUCUGGAAGUCUUUGGUCCAUUACCAGCUUUUGUGCGAGUCUGGGUAGAACUGCUUGUAAUACGCCCUGCAGCCACUGCUGUGAUAUCCUUGGCAUUUGGACGAUAUAUUCUGGAACCAUUUUUCAUUCAGUGUGAAAUUCCUGAACUUGCAAUCAAGCUCAUUACAGCUGUGGGCAUAACUGUAGUGAUGGUCCUAAAUAGCAUGAGUGUCAGCUGGAGUGCCCGGAUCCAGAUUUUCCUAACCUUUUGCAAGCUCACAGCAAUUCUGAUAAUUAUAGUCCCUGGAAUUAUGCAGCUAAUUAAAGGGCACACACAGCACUUUAAAGAUGCCUUUUCAGGAAGAGAUGCGAAUAUUAUGGGAUUGCCACUGGCUUUUUAUUAUGGAAUGUAUGCCUAUGCUGGCUGGUUCUACCUCAACUUUGUUACUGAGGAAGUGGAAAAUCCUGAAAAAACCAUCCCCCUUGCAAUAUGUAUAUCUAUGGCCAUCGUCACCACUGGCUAUGUGCUAACGAACGUGGCCUACUUUACCACCGUUAGCGCCGAAGAGCUGCUGCUUUCAAAUGCGGUGGCAGUGACCUUUUCUGAGCGGCUACUGGGAAAUUUCUCAUUAGCAGUUCCGAUCUUUGUUGCCCUCUCCUGCUUUGGCUCCAUGAAUGGCGGUGUGUUUGCUGUCUCCAGGUUAUUCUUUGUUGCAUCUCGAGAGGGUCACCUUCCAGAACUCCUCUCCAUGAUUCACGUCCGCAAGCACACUCCUCUGCCAGCUGUUAUUGUUUUGCACCCUUUGACGAUGGUAAUGCUCUUCUCGGGGGACCUGUACAGUCUUUUGAAUUUCCUCAGUUUUGCCAGGUGGCUUUUUAUUGGGCUGGCAGUUGCUGGGCUGAUUUAUCUGCGAUACAAACGCCCAGAUAUGCACCGUCCUUUCAAGGUGCCACUGUUCAUCCCAGCGUUGUUUUCCUUCACAUGUCUCUUCAUGGUGGCCCUUUCCCUUUAUUCAGAUCCUUUUAGUACAGGGAUCGGCUUCAUCAUCACUCUGACUGGGGUCCCUGCAUACUAUCUCUUUAUUAUCUGGGACAAGAAACCCAAGUGGUUUAGAAGAAUGUCAGACAGAAUAACCAGAACAUUACAAAUCAUACUGGAGGUUGUACCAGAAGAAGAUUGUGAUAAACUGUGAACUAAUGCAUUCCAAUCCUGGGCAACAUGGCCUUAUUUCUGUCCAAGGGCUGAAAUACAACUUGGAUCUUUACAUCAUUUUCUGGAAAUCCAGAGAAUUUCAAACUUUGGUGAUGGACAAAAGGAGUCAGUUCUUCCUAUCUGUAUCUUAUAGAGUAUUCAAACUGGUUUCUAAGAAAUUUAGGUAUAGCAAUGUGUAGUUAUAGAAAGCUGACAUGCAAUUGUACCACAAGUUCAUAUAAUUCUUGAGAGUCUCUGAUGCCAACUUGUUGGGGUUAGGGAAGAUGACUAAGGGAAUGGACGACCACUUUAAUGAUCAUCUUAUCAUGGCUGAGAACCUUCAAAUUGAAGACUGAGUUAUGUUUUAUAUAUAUGGGUACUGUAAACAUGAUUUUACAUACUGUAGAUAGCUAUACUGUGAAAAGUGUUUUCUGUUCUUCUGGGAGGAAAAAGCAUAAGUCAUCAUUAUGGCAAGGAAGAAAGAAAUUUACUUUUCAUUAGCGUUACAGUAUUUCUGCUAUAUAAACACUCCUGUUUAGAUAUCGCUUAUCUUUUUAACGGGUUAUACUCUGAGCAUUUUGAACAAAGGAGAGAGGGAAAAAUUCCUGGUUCUCUUGAACACAUUAAAGAAGUGCCUCCAGGGGCUCUUGUUUAUGAGAGAAAUCCAGGAAAUGUGCUUAAAUAAAAAUCCUUGGAAUUUAUUAUAAUCUAAUAAGUAUAUUACAUGUUUUCAUUAAUUAUCAGGAAGUCCAUGGUUAGGUGCCAUUUUGUUUCCAUGUCAGUAAAUUUGAUUAGGAAAGGAUAUAACACUAUGCCUUUUCCUAGAGCAAUAGUCAGUUUGGUAUUAAAUCCUCUUCAGAAAAACUGCCUGUUUCACUAAUAAUUUAUCACUUGAUAAAUAUAUCUAAAUAUGUACAUUUUUUAAUCUUUAAAUUUCAAUGUCAGCGUGAGAAAAAUCACCAAGAAAGGACAUGCCCAAAAUAUUAUGUCCAUCAUGGUAAUCAUCUAUGUUCACUGUUCGUAAUUCUGAUGUACAUUUUUUAAAUUUCAUAACUUUUUACAGAGAGAUGAAUUUUGACAGUUUAUAUAUUUCCUUUAUACAUUUUAUAUUCUGUUAAAACAUCCUGUCAGAAAACAACUGUCCAUAUCAAUUAGGAAAAUGCAUAUAUUUAGGUAAGAAUUGAGAAAAAAUGUCACAGCUAAAUAAGAUUUACAACUGAGGUUUCUAAAAACUUUCCACUUCCGUAUCUAGGCUUUGUCAGUAAUUUCCAUACCUUCAUUAUCAUUCAACUUGCAAAAGAGAUAACUGGUAACAAUUCAUUGGAAGAAGAAGAAACAAUGCAUAAGUAUGUGUCUUCAGACAGGUGUUUUUACAUGAGGGUGAGAAAAAUAUUCUGAAAUUUUCAAAUGAAAGUAAUAGAAUGAUGAAGUUUGUUAACUAUUAUUUAUAUACAUGUCAGAUUAAAUGUCUAGUUAUGGCCAGAGCCUGUUUCAUCCUUUAAUUUUGGUCCAUUUGAAAAUGAGGAUUUUUGAAAGAAUCUAUUUAUUAAGAAUUUAUUUAUUUAUUUUUUUAAUUUUUGGUUUCGAAUAUCACUUGAAGGAGCCCUGGUG
Molecule: messenger RNA, 3458 nt
Organism: Trichechus manatus latirostris (Florida manatee)
Lineage: Eukaryota; Metazoa; Chordata; Mammalia; Sirenia; Trichechidae
Gene: SLC7A11
Product: solute carrier family 7 member 11
Exons: 12
Coding region: 337-1848 (503 amino acids)
Biological process (GO): amino acid transmembrane transport
Cellular component (GO): membrane
Molecular function (GO): L-amino acid transmembrane transporter activity
Source: RefSeq, a predicted model, not a curated record